AUGGCAACCUACUCCAUCCCUGAAGAGUUCACCUCUGAACUCGAACUCGUUGACACGCCCGAUACCCGCUCCACCAAGGACAUCCUUGCUGAGCUCAAUCAGUAUAAGCCUGUCACUUCCGAGAAGAACGUCUGGGCUUUUUGGCAUGCCGGUCUCGAUGCUAUGCCCUCUUGGUGCCAGCGCAACGUCGCCGAUUGGGUUCGCAUUUGUGGUCCUUCAUGGACUGUUCGCGUCCUUGACGUCGUACCCGACUCGCCAAAUCACGCCUUGAAGUUUGCCAGUCAGGACUUGUUGCCCGACACCUUUGUGAAAGGGACCAUGGACGGACCUUAUGUUGGUCCACACUCUAUGGACUUUCUCAGAGGAGCUCUAUUGUUUGGGCAUGGCGGUGUGGCCAUAGAUGUCGGGUGUGUCCUACUACGAAGCAUGGAUCGUGUGUGUUGGGACCUUAUCACGGAUCCUAAAUCGCCGAUUGAAGUAGCUGUGCCUCUCAUGUAUGGACAGACAAUCGCCAAUCACUUCACUGCGUCCCGGAAAGGCAAUCCCUUCAUUGAAAGAUGGCAUAAGCUGUUCUUGCAUCUUUGGGAGGGCCGAAACAACUACGAAGGCAUCAGUGCAAACCCUGCCCUCGCCUUUGUAAGGGACAUUGAUUUCAGCGAAGCCGCAGACUGGCCCUGGGACUUCAAGAUUGGCCCUCAGCAUGUUCUUGAGUACGUUUCGCAGGUCAUGUGCUGGCGCCGUUUGACCAUGCUGGAGGACGCCGGUGAUGGAUUUAAUGGUUCCAAGUACUGGCAGGAGAACAUCCUCGGCAUUGACGCUCGUCAUGAGAACUGGGCUGCAGAGGACGCCGUCGGUUUUGGUUCUGGUGCACGACUGUACGAGUUGUUCAGUCUCCGGGUCGAUUCGGACCCAGAGACGAAAGACUACAAGGAGGCGUAUAACUUGGUGUGGCUGCUGUUGAGAUCAGCCAGCUGGCAGAAGAUCACGCAUGGAAAGGGACUUACGCACGCUGCGGCGCUGGGAACGCUCUGGGAUGAGAAUGAGGGCAAAGAUAGUGCCCCAGGAACCUUUGGUGAAUUGCUGCGAUGGGGUUCUGUGCAUCUCAAGCAGAAGCGAGAUGUCAUCUCCACCAAGCCUACAGUGAAGUCCGCGCUGAUUCUUCAUGAAGGUCUGUAUGGGCCGUCUGAGGCGGGAGCGCAGUAG
Messenger RNA from Fusarium keratoplasticum, 1203 nucleotides. RefSeq lists its product as uncharacterized. NCBI's taxonomy places the organism in Eukaryota, Fungi, Ascomycota, Sordariomycetes, Hypocreales, Nectriaceae. The record is from RefSeq and is a predicted model, not a curated record. The coding region runs from base 1 to 1203 and encodes 400 amino acids. Gene Ontology annotation, molecular function: glycosyltransferase activity. The transcript is spliced from 2 exons.